CCCGCCCUCCCCCCAACCCCGUCUCCAUUCCCAAUUCUUUUCUGCUCCAGAGCGAUCGCUUUGCGGUCCGAGAGCCAGGAAGAAGGUGAGUUGGAAUAGCCCACCCGCAUGCAGUUGCCGGAGCGCAACAAGAGCGCUCUCCUUCCCCCGAUUAAUGGGGCCGCUCCAGCGCCUCUCGCGUCCCUUCCCGGCGCACCACCAUGGAGACCCAGGUCUGCGAGGACAGCGCCAGCGGCGCAGCCGCCGCCUGCUGUAGGUAGACUAAAGUGGGAUCCUUAUGAAUCGACAAUGAAACAUGAUUUUGUCUUUAAAUCUACAGCAGACCCUGAAGCAGAUUGUGCCAGAGCUGGGACAGGACAUGUCAUUCCCUUUCAAGUAGAUGAACCAACUGCAAAAAGCAUCUACAGAGAUGAAUUCUGCUGGAAGCCAUAUUCCAAGGCAGAGCCUAUAACGAAUGGCUUUGUGACAGUAAAAGACAGGAAUAAUCCUCAACCUGGAGAACGUUUCCUAAUAUGGCAACUGCCUCGAGAAGAAGCACCACUACCUACAGAUAGCUUUUCACCAUGGACAAAACCUUUUAGUAAACAAGAUUUGGAGGAGGUACUAAAGAAGCAGUACAAAACAGUAUACACGAGAGAUUAUUUAGGAAUGCAACCAGGUGCUCCAAGGGAUGAUGUUGCUGUCCCUCCAGAUUGGAAAACAUUACUCCCAAAGCCAGCAGAUACUGAAGUCAGGCGCCAUUAUCAGCCACAAGUUCGUGCACCAGAAUUAAUGGAUUUCACUUGGAAGUAUGGGUGUAAUGCAAAACGUAAAAUUCCGGUCAAAGGUGCCGUGCCUUCAAUGACAAUUGCUCAGAUCUGGAAUCAUGAACAUAGCAAACAUUUGUCCACCUAUCAGAAGGAUUUCGGAAAUGAUUACCUUGAUAUCCUAUCAGUCCUGAAUUCUGUAGAUCCAGAAGAAAUUAAAGAAUAUGUGGAAAGAGCUCCUAAGCCAGAAAAAAUAAUCCUUCAGAAUUUCCUUGAUAGAGUCAGUGGAGACAAAAUGUUACAAAGACUUUCCUCAUCAAAGAAGUCAAAGGAAAAUCCAAUCAGAUGCAUCUGAUACUUUUCAGAAGAAAAAUCAUUAAAAUAAAAGGGUGGCUGUUUCAAAAUGCAAUAUCCUUAUGAUCUGUCUUAAUAGUAAACCAUUUGAAGACUACAUUUACUUUUCUUAUACACACACACACACACACACACACACACACUUAUUUAUUUUUGCUUAAAUGUACUGAUAAAAUGAUCAGGCAUUUUAAUUGGGACCCUAACCUAACAAAUUUAAUAAAUGGAUGUGUUUUAGUUGA
This is a messenger RNA of Ahaetulla prasina, 1339 nucleotides long. RefSeq names its product testis expressed 26 (gene TEX26). The coding region runs from base 109 to 1101 and encodes 330 amino acids. The transcript has 7 exons. Lineage: Eukaryota; Metazoa; Chordata; Lepidosauria; Squamata; Colubridae. The record is from RefSeq and is a predicted model, not a curated record. Gene Ontology annotation, cellular component: cytoplasm.